Molecule: messenger RNA, 4759 nt
Organism: Bemisia tabaci
Lineage: Eukaryota; Metazoa; Arthropoda; Insecta; Hemiptera; Aleyrodidae
Source: RefSeq, a predicted model, not a curated record
AUGCAAUUUUUAUACAACAACUAUUAUUAUGAAGACGAUUUUAAACCAAGGAGACUUGGCAACUGGGAAAUACCAAAGCAGCCGUAUGGUGACAGGCCAAAAAUAAAACGAAGGACAACACGAGUCAUAGCCGAUGAUAAGGGUCAUCUCCUGGCAGGAGUACCGCGACCCAGCGGAAACCCUUUCGAAGGAUUGUACAUAGGAACAUACCAGUUGCCAAAGAGAAUUACGCGCCAAGUCGCGGAGGAACUGUCACGUCCUCGGAAAAGUUAUCUCAUCGAGAAAAGAUCUCGAUAUACAAAGCCCGGAGCUUCCAGAAAAGAAUCGCCAGCAGCCUCUCCGACGCUUGAAACGACAUCGCUGAAACAGUUGGAGGCAAACGAUAAAGAUAAACAAUUACUAUCAAGAGGUCAGGAAGAUAGAGUGGAGGAGUUACAUCAGGGAGAGAACAAUAACAAACAGCUGAUAAGAUCAAGUGUUUUAGACGAUCUAAAACAAGAUACAGAUUUUAUGCCAGCAUGCUUGAAGGAGGAACACAGGAGUAACGCAGAGAAUAUAAAUCAGUACCAGCCAAACAGUAAAACUGAUGAUUUUGACUAUUCGCACCACAUCACGCACGAUACGAACAUCAAACUUGCCGAUUUACCUCGUCAAGCCGUUGAAAACUGUGAAAGUCACAACCAGCUGUGCCGACUACCUCCAACCACUUCACCCAACUCUUUGAAACCGGUAGAGAAUUCAAUGCAUAUUAGUGAACAAGUAAAAUACCCCGAAAUAGUAAGCAAAGAACAACUGUCCAGUCCUCCGCCGCCAGCAUCACCGAAAACUUGCAAAGUUCCUCCCUUGAUGAGUGCUCAUACGAACUCUCAAUUUGCACGGACUCUCAAACUAGAGAACCAGAAGCACCAUCCUCUACCAGACAUCAUCGAAGAUGCAUUGUACCGCUCCCUCCAAUUCGAUCGGGAGAAAAACCCGGGGUUAGCUCUAAAUACUGAGCCGAAAGCAGCGGCAAUCGGGUGCAAAUGCUACGGAGUACCUGGCCCUACACAGUGUAGCAAAUUAAGAGUAUAUAGACCGAAAACUGCAGGUAACGCGCAGAAACGAGAUUCGUUACCGAAAGAUGACAGGCCGAAAACGUCCAGUGACAGAGGCACUCGGGAGAAAGAGAAUUUUACGGAGAUGGAGUUGGCGCUUUGCUGGGACUACCAUCCAAAAAAUACCGACCUCAAGCCAAAGAGACCAACACACAUAGAUGGAAGUAACGGUAGUGCAGCUCCGUCUGUUUUCACCUUGGUCCACCCGAUUCCAAACGAGCAUAAAAGCGGCUGUCCGACUCCAGACAAAACAAGUUACAAAUCCAUGUCGCCAAAGUGUGGUGAUGAGAUGAAAACAAAACCAAGGACAGCGUGGGACGAAGAUGACACUUCUAAUAAAUACCUCCAGCGACAAUUGAUGAAAAUACAAGAGAGAUCAAAUCCUUCUGCUGUGAUGAAUGUUGUAGAAAACUAUAACGGCUCUGUUGCUAAGGAGAAUGACAGCCCGAAUGUGCAUCCGGUCCCUCCGAGGAAAGGAAAAUCUAAUUCAGCCAGUUCUCGGGGCAGCAGUAAACGAAACAGCCAGUGUAGCAAGGAGCACUGCGACUCGAUAAAAAACAACCUGACCCUUUCCUCUGAUUUGGGCUCUUUGAAUCUUAAAAAUCAAAAGCAUUACUGCAGCUCACCAAAUUUAACUACAGUGGUCAAUGAGGAGGGUAAGGAGAAGAAAGAAUGUAAAAACGGCAAUUGUGGAAGUACGUCGAGCAGUUGUUCCGAUGAUAAAAAUAACAAUCAUGUGAAAAGCAAGGGUCAUAAGUUGUUGAACGCACGGCCAUGUAUGGCAUGUAGCAAUAAAUCUAGUUCUGGGUCAAACAAUAGCCAAAGUAAACCUGAGUACAAGAUGGCAUUCAAAGCUGGAAAACCGAACGGCUUCAACGGAAACGGUAAUGCUCAGAGGUUGAACAACGAGCAUAAAUUACACAUUCCGAAACCGAAGACUCCGUUCGCAAAGAGAAGUUACUCGAUCGGAACUCUAGUGCCACCAUUCUCGCUGUGGCCAGGAACGACUGGGCAAGAUUAUCCUGAGCACUGGCGACUUGCUUCUGUGUACCAGCAUUCAUACAAGCCUAUUCAAACCCGCCGGAAACCUUUCUUGAGAAGCGUCUAUCAAUGAGGGUAAAAUUAAAACUGAUUGAAAACUUGAGAGUAAUGCACGAAAAAUUUUUAAUUUGACCAGAAAAACUUGCUGUCUAAGAUUGACUAAAGAAAGUGGCCAAAUAAACGAGAAAGUUGAACUUGUAAACUUUUGUCCGAAGUGAGAGUGCCUCAACUGCAGAUAGAUUGCUUUUCUUUUCUUACGUAAUCUUCAAUUAUAAGAAAAUCAACAUUCAAUAAACGGUGUUUUCAAUACGGCAUUAUCAAACCAUUCAAAAUUGAUGCUGAAAAUAUAAAGUUUAAAUAAAAAGAAUUAGGCUUAUCUAUGGUAGGAUACUUUGCCUACGCAAGAGUAAAAAAUUAAAAUUUUGAAUACAGUAACCAAGAGGCAAGGCCGAACUUUAAGAUAAUGAGUGUACAGAUUCAUUUUGUAAAAAAUGUCACAAAAUGGCCUUUUUUUUUGGUCAUAGAGGGAUGCCCACAACUCAAGAAUUAAGUAUGAUACAUUCUUGCUUUCAACAACAGUAAGGGAGAAAAUUUUUGGAAAACUCUGAAUCCUCUUACUGUGUGUAAUGUAGAGGCAGUUUCAAGAUGCUUUCCUUCCAGCUUCAGGAAAUACUUAUGAUUCUAGACAGUCAGUCUAACGAUUGACUUGAUUUGCUUUGAAUGAAAUGAAGGUUUAGACCUUUCUAACGAAAUCCACAUUUACUAAAAGUUACAGUUGAAUUUACUUCAUUCGAGUAACCUCCACUAUCUUCAUAACGUAUGGUUGUUUUUCAAUGUCAUAUGAUAAGAAUUUUCCAAACGAUAAAAGUUAUAAUCCUUACAAGAAGUGAAAGCAAAGUUCAACGCUCAGAAAAAAAAACGAUUGAACUACCAACACAUUUGACGUCACAAAAUAUACUUUUGCUCAGCCAAAGAACAAAAACCUUGAUGACUAAUAUUCCCGAUACAGCAAAAACACAAACUAUUUUGUAUGAAUCUAUGUAGAUAAACAAUACUUCAGUUUUCAUAAUUAUAACAUGAAAAUUAUGAUAGAUUGUAAUUUUUAGUUAGUAGAUUACACAAACUCCUUUGUGAUUUGUACAGAGAGGAAAAGACGUGUUUUAAUAUUUUUUUUCUGAAGGCACGACUUAUCAGACUGAUGUAAAUAGUUAACUGGAAAUGAGCGAAUAAAGAUCAUCCUCUGUUAGUAUGAGUUUCAGAGACACUGAAAAAAUAUUAUGAAAUUUUAAUUCUUUGGUAAUCAAAACUGAAUUAGGAACUUGGAGAGAAAAACAGAAAAAUCAUAUACUUGAAGGAGGGUUGUUGUUUGGGGCCAACCUUGUCAGGUGGUCUAUUAAACAUACCAAGAUAAUCUAUUAAAAUGCAGUUCUAUUUGCAGGAAUGAGGAAAUCGCUACAUAUCAAUUAUUUAUUUUCAUUAGAGUAUAAGUUAAAUGAAUCUCAAAAGCUUCUAAAAGUUUUCUUCGAGGAGAGUAUUACUUUCAAAAAAGAAAAUGGUGAUGUGAAAUAAUUUGUGCAAUAUUUACCUAUCAACAUUACUUGGCUGGUUUUUUUAAGUUGGCUGAUAUAACGAGAACAAAAUGAGAUCUAAAAAUUCGUGAUGAAUCGACGAAGAAACUGCAGGAACGUGUGUCUUGCUUGUGGUGUUUCAAAACCUAUGCUCCUGUUUCAUUUUAUCAAAUGGGAACAAACCAACCUUAUUACUUGAAAUUUCGAAAGAUUAAUCUUCACACAUGAAAGAAAAAUCUAGGACAUUUUCAAGAAAGGUCUUGCGAAAUUUCCCACUUAAGAAAUAGAGUAUUACAGGAAGUUAGCAAUGUCACAAACUACUCGUAUAAUACACGUUACUGCAGUUUCACUGUCAGUAUUCUCUGUAUUUUUAAACAAAAAUAUGCAAAGAGAGAUUCGUUUCGAACAAAACCUUCCGACGAAGCUUCUGUAUUUUAACUUAGUCUUCCUGUGUGUUAACUUUUAAAAUCAGCCAGCAAAACUGAUGGGUUAUUAUCGUUUUUGUCUCUUUAUCUUCCUAACGACUUAGCACUAAAUAUCCUUACUUAAGUAAGUUUUAAGAAAGAUGGAUAAUUGACUGCUAAAGGUGGAUGAUAAAUGUGAUUAGAUUUUGAACUUUUAUUUGUUUCUUGUUUCGUUCUGUUUCUUUUUAUAUAUUUUGUUUCUGAUCUGCUGAUUCUUGUUUCUAAGUACUUCUUUUUUUUUUUUCAAAUAAAUUACGUGAAUUUUUGAAGAAAAAAGUAUUGUCAUCUUUCUAGAGCUUUUUCUCUCCAAAUUAAACAUACCCUUGAGCCACCUUAUUCUAUUGUACAUGAGUAAAAAACACUGUGACGAAUUUUACUUUUAUAUUCAACUUGAUGUUUUGGUGGAAUUUAAGACGCAUUUGAAGGGAUUUUUUAUUUUAGACCUGAUUCAGUUGGGAAAUUUACAAACAGUCUACAAAAAAAAGUAUUGCAGCGACUGCAGGCACGAUUUUCUAAUUUUUCAGUGUAAUAUCUUUCAACUCGUUUUCAUUACCUCUUGGGCAAGUACAUUCAACGAGCAUAGAAUGGAUUA